Messenger RNA from Penicillium concentricum, 831 nucleotides. RefSeq names its product alpha/beta fold hydrolase. Bases 1 to 831 code for a protein of 276 amino acids. Lineage: Eukaryota; Fungi; Ascomycota; Eurotiomycetes; Eurotiales; Aspergillaceae. The record is from RefSeq and is a predicted model, not a curated record. The transcript is spliced from 3 exons.
AUGUAUUUCCCCUUGAAUAUCUUCAUUCUCCAUAUGAUUCUGGCUGGCUAUGCAAACGCCCUUCCAAACUUCACUCAACCACUCGCAAAUUACAAAUGGCCAAGCCAGUUCGUUCGCACCAACCAAGCAAACAUCCAAGUCCUGGUCCAAGGUACUGGACCUACGGUGGUGCUACUCCCCUCAUACGGAAGAGAUGGCGGAGACGACUACAACUAUUUCACAAACCAGCUAGUAUCUGCCAGGUAUCUCGUACUACGUCCUCACCCCCGGGGGACCUUCGAGUCAACUAGCCCCAUGAUCAAUGUCAGUUUAGCAGAUCUAGCAGCCGACAUCGCAGCCGUGAUCGACAAUCUGGGUGGCGGGAAAGCAGUCGUGAUCGGUCAUGCGUUUGGCACAUUUCUUGCACAAGUGACCUCAGUGAUUUACCCGGAGAAAAUUCCCGCCAUAGUCGUCGCAGCUCCGGGUGGCAUCGAUCUACCUACUGGUGUUGCUCAACUUCCCUUCGUCGCGGGUAAUACCUCGCUGCCUCUUUCUAAGCGGCUUGAGGCUCUGUAUGUAUGGCAUGAGGGGCGGUAUCCUGAUGUUCUUGCCAUGGAGUACACUGCGGUGAAGAAAUACGGUAGCUUGAAGAGAUACUGGGCUAGUGGGGAUAAUACACAGGUUCUGGAGUCUAGCAGAGGUAGUCAGUGGAACGUGAGUUCCACGCGGUACCCGGAGCGAGCCACUUCUGUUGUUAUUGCUGAUGCUGCUCAUGCGCUUUUCCCUGAGCAGCCAAGAGCUAUCGUUGAAGUUGUCUUGCCAUGGUUAAAACAACAGAGCUCGAAGUUGUGA